AUGCCAUAUGAUCGUGAUAGAAAUUCAUAUUAUCCACUACUUUAUAUUUUAGUUAUCCAGCAAAACAAAGAAAAAAUUAAGGCUGAAAAACAGGAACGUAAGCGUCGUUUACUGCAUGAACAAACAAUUCUCAAAGAAGUUGAAAAGGAAGCCGGCCAAUCAACUAUAAACUCUGUCCUCACUGAUCUGCCAGAUAUUGAAACUGAUAGUUAUGAAGAUGCUUCAAAAAACAAGUCGAGUACACCUAUUUUUCAAGAGUGGUCAGAGGUCGAUGUAAACAACCUAGUCCGUGCUGUGAUUCGAUAUCCUGGUGGUGUACCUGGAAGAUGGGAACGUAUUGCAGAGUCUUUAGGUCGUAGUGUCCCUGAUGUUGUUCGUAAGGCGAAGACUUUAAGCAAAGAACUAUUGUCUAUAUCUCAAAGAAAUAUUAAUACUGACGAAAUCCCCGUUUUCGAGACCAAUGUCAAUCCAGUUUGUGGUGAAACCGAUUCUGAACUAAGUGACAAUGAAUCUGACGACUCAGAGGAGAAAAAUGUAUCAAAGAAAAGACUUCGAAAACGUCAAUUGAGACGAAAAGAGGAAAAUGUAUCAGUCAUUCAAGAGGAUGAUGAAACUGACGAGGAUCCGGAUCAAAUUGAUAAGAAUGAUGAUCCCACCUCUGAUGUUGUUGUUAUCGAUGAACCAUAUAUGAGCCGUAAAAAGCUUAAACAACAAAAAGAUGUCACUACCUCGAAGCCUGUAGAACGUAAACCUGUUAAAAGUGAUGAUGGAUGGACUAAAGUAGAACAACAACAGCUUGAAAUUGCUAUCCGCUCUAUUGGCAAGGGAACACCGGAACGAUGGGAUCGGAUCACCGAAUGUAUUCCUACAAGAACAAAGGAUUCACAACAAAAGUGUUGUCAUGGUAUUAUCUUAGAGAAGGAAAAUAAACCUUAA
Molecule: messenger RNA, 936 nt
Organism: Trichobilharzia szidati
Lineage: Eukaryota; Metazoa; Platyhelminthes; Trematoda; Strigeidida; Schistosomatidae
Source: the annotation of a GenBank genome assembly